Messenger RNA from Protopolystoma xenopodis, 696 nucleotides. NCBI's taxonomy places the organism in Eukaryota, Metazoa, Platyhelminthes, Monogenea, Polystomatidea, Polystomatidae. The record is from the annotation of a GenBank genome assembly.
AUGAUCUGUUUGAAGAUACUGGAGGCCCAAAUACUUGCGGAUAUUCAGCCGAUCCAGGUUGCCUGGAAGAUAGACGGUCGAGAAAUGUCGCAAUCGGAAAGAAUCGAAAUGUCCUUCGUACAGGAUACCGGAAUAGCGCGUCUUGUUAUCCGGAAACCAAGUCAGCCGGACUCGGGGGAGUACACAUGCGUGGCAACUGGCGAGGUGGUUGAGCCGACGUCAGGAAGGAGGGUCUCCAAGACCAUCAUGUCCAGCUCUGCCGUCCUCGUUGAGGGUGAGCAUACUUUUUCACUAUUUACUUGCGACACUUGCUCUAAUACUCGGACAUCUCGUUCUCCUGCCUCAUCCAUUCUGUUUAUCAGUACGUCAUUCGAGGCUCAGAUUCUGGCCGAUGUUCAGCCAAUUCAAGUGACCUGGAUGGUGGGUGAUCGGGAAUUGGUGCAGUCGGAUCGUGUUGAGAUGACGUACCUGGAGGACACCGGAGUGGCGCGUCUUGUGAUCCGCAAAGCCAGCCAACCAGACUCCGGUCAGUACACCUGCAUGGCUACGGGAAUGGUGGUGGAGCCGACGACGGGAAGGCGUCUCUCGAGGACGAUCACUUCCACUGCUGCUGUUCUGGUUGAAGGUAGCGUUUUAAUUUACAUCUUGCUUUUAUAUUGUUUUGUUUUGUCUAUUACUCAAUAUCUAAAAUGUUAA